Molecule: messenger RNA, 905 nt
Organism: Mytilus californianus (California mussel)
Lineage: Eukaryota; Metazoa; Mollusca; Bivalvia; Mytilida; Mytilidae
Product: collagen alpha-1(XXII) chain-like
Exons: 6
Coding region: 112-819 (235 amino acids)
Source: RefSeq, a predicted model, not a curated record
CUGUUUUUGUGGCGUUGUAUGUAACUAUAUAUGACUUUGUAACAUAUUGCUGUAGUUGUCACUAUAGUGUGAAAGUCAACACGAGUAGCCAAAGUAAAACAACCAAUCAAAAUGAGGAUGUUGAUAGGGAGUAUACUAUUCAUUUUAUUGAAUGUCAUCACAGCCGAUGCUAGAAAAGAUAAAUGUGAAGGAAAACGCGACAUUGUUUUCCUCCUAGACAUGUCGGGAAGUGUAGGCAAGAGAAAUUUUCAAAUAAUGUUGAAUACUGUUGCCAGCAUAGCAGAUAAUUUUUACAUUGGACCAUUCAACACUCAAAUUGGAGUGGAUGUGUUUUCAUCUUCCGUCAAAACAGCAAUAAAGUUGAAGGACUAUAACAACAGAUACUAUCUUGAACGUGCCAUAAAAAGAAUUAAGUAUGAAGGAGGCAUGACCAAUACUUACCUUGGACUGAAUCAUGUUCGAUAUAAUAGCUUCUCAUAUGUAUAUGGACACCGAUAUCAUGCACCACGAAUUGCCAUUGUCCUUACUGACGGAAAAUCUCAGCAUAAAAGUAAAACUUUGAACGCAGCUAGGAACUUGAAGAAUGCUGGUGUCAAAAUAUUUUCUGUGGGGAUAGGCAGUGGUAUUGACUGGAGUGAAGUUCACGGUAUAGCAUCAACUGGUCGGAAAAGAGCUGUUUUUAGAGGAUGGUCCGCAAAGGUGCAGAAUUUUAAAGAAUUAUCGAAAACUUCAUUCAAACAUCAAAUUACGGAAGUUGCUUGUAGUGUUGGUUCCGUGAUAAAAACCCAUGAUAGAUUUGAUGGACUCAGAGUAAAUUAAAUCCAAAAAAAGAUUUUUACAUCUACCGGCUUCUGUAUGACGAGACACAAUUUUGUUUCUAAUACCAAAUAAAACCUGCAAUCAUU